This is a messenger RNA of Cuscuta campestris, 736 nucleotides long. The record is from the annotation of a GenBank genome assembly. NCBI's taxonomy places the organism in Eukaryota, Viridiplantae, Streptophyta, Magnoliopsida, Solanales, Convolvulaceae.
CUAAGUGUACCGCCUAACGCGGAGGUAGUGGUGGCUCGCCUCGAACUGAUACGCCUUCCUCGUCAUGGAUCUCAUUGUUGCCUCCCACAUCCACAUCGCCGGCCCGGACACAAAGAUGACGAAGAUUUGGAUCAUCCAAGACAGCACCUUCCGAAAGAAGUCCAAGGACAGAACCGGCGCAGGACCCAGUCGGGCACCAGGCCCCGCUCCCGCCAAGGCCUCAUUGCAGUCAAUAGCUGACACCCUAAAUCGGCUAACCCUCACAGUGGACGGCAUGGGGCAGUACAUGGAAAGGAUGGACUGGACGCUGCAACGACAACACCACGACAUGAGGGCGUUCUUCCGCAGCAUCAACUAUGUCCCGCCGCCCUUUGACACCACCUUCCUCGGCCAAAACUAUGAAGGCGAGGACGAGGAGGAUAACUCCUAUGCUCCAUCCUCCUCCCCCGACGUGGCCGACUUUGAGGACGCGGUCGACGGGGACCCCAAGGACGUCGAAGACAACGAGGAUGACGAUGACGCCGAGGACGAGGACGUCGAUGCCUAGACUCUUCCUUCUUUCCUUUCCCUACUUUGAUUGCAUUUUUUAUCUAUUUCAAUUCCGUUGUAUUCAGCAUAUUCUCCUCUUUUAAUGAAUAAAAGUUUACUUUUAAAUUCUAAAGUUCACUUUUAAUUCUUUUUGUUAAUGUCAAAAGGGGGAAGAUAUCAAGGUUAUGCAUAAAUUGAGGGGGAAUUU